CUUGACUAUUUGAUUGGUAUUUGUUAACUUCCACUAGUACAUAUGUCGAAUAACUCUAUCACCAAGACUAAACUGUUCACUAUACUUCUUUUACCUUCUUAUUAUUGUGUUUUACGGUGGUAGUGCCCCCAGCCAGUUUACCCACCUCGUCUAUUUGAUUUGUACCUGCUACCUUCCACUAGCACAUAUGUUGUAUAACUCUUGUUGGGAUGUAUCAUCAUCAUCAUUUAUCUUUCAUAUGAGAGUAAGACUAUUUUGGGGGGAAUGACUGAACAAUUAUGUGUAGCUAUUGUUAUUGAGGGUUUGUAUGACCUCUGUUCUAUCCCUGGAAAUAGAAAGGAAAAAAAAAGUGUACUAAAAAAAGAAUAGAAAAUAUAAAUAUGACCGUAUGAUUGAGAAUUCCAGUGGCAUUAAGAAAUUGAUAGGUUACUGUAUCAUCAUUGAAACAGUGUAAAGAUUGUGGAGUAUUUGAGAUACUCUCUAGUCUUCUGUUAACCUUAUUGUGACAUUACAAGUUUUCAUAAUGGCUUGGCACUUGGCAGUCCAGUCAAAUCGACUUGAAUCUUUUUGUUUUAAAUCAAUGAUCGAUGGGGGUUAGAUUGAACCCUACCAGUAUAUUAGCUCCCAAAAAGUGAUCACAUUGAUUUGAAUCUAAGUUUGGCUGUAAUCCGUUAGGUCUUGAAAAAGACAUGCACAUGGAGUGUAUGAAUGCAAGUGUCUAAUUCCAGAUCUGGCCAUAAUGACAAGACCAAAAAUUGGUUAGAGUUACUAGACUCUAUGUUUAAAUAGUCAUCCCCUUUUGGUGAAAAUUCUUGUGAAAUUACAAGUUAGGACCCCUUUGGACUGUUGCUUUUUGUAAUUAUAUGGCAAUUAGAUAUUUUAUUUUCAAAAUUUGUACUUAUUUGCAGUUAAAGGGUACUAGAAUUACCACAAAAGAACUACAAGCAAACAUUUCUUUAUUAAUGGAAGUUCCAUCAUUGUUGAUAAAACUUGUGGCCAAGUCCAACAAAGUUUUUCUUUCCCCCUAUCUUUUUCAUCAAUAUGAUGACUUAUGAGCACUUACCACUACUAGUGGUACUAUGGUGCUGUUGUUCUGAAGGGAGGAAGUACUAGAGAAUUACGUCUAUAAACAUUUCUACUAAUAGGUGAAGGCUUUAUGCGUUCUACGUUUUAUCCAAGAGUUGCUUCAGGGCUCCUAUGUAUAAAUUCUUAGCGGCCAUCUGAGAUAGAUUGAUCUGAGAUAGAUGGAAGUUCAACGUGCUCUAGAACAAGAGAAAACUUCAGGCAAAGAUGAUGUAGAUGCAAUUAGAACUGGAACUGCGUGGACUGCAGUUGCACACAUUAUAUCAGCUGUAAUCGGAGCUGGUGUUCUCUCUCUAGCUUGGUGCACAGCACAAUUAGGAUGGAUUGCUGGGCCAAUCACCAUGCUUUGUUUUGCAGUUGUUACAUACAUAUCUGCAUACCUCAUAUGUGACUGUUACAGGUCACCUGAUCCCAUAACAGGAACGCGAAAUCCCUCUUACAUUGAUGCUGUUAGAGUUAAUCUUGGCAAGAAAUGGACGUGGUUGUGUGGUUUGCUUCAGUAUGUGAGCUUCUAUGGGACUGGUAUUGCUUAUGUAAUUACAAGUGCAACAAGUAUGAGAGAAAUUCAGAGAUCAAAUUGUUACCACAAAGGAGGAAAAGCUGAUUGCGGGACUGGGACAAGCAUUUUCAUGCUGAUUUUUGGCAUUAUUCAGAUAAUAACGUCGCAGAUACCAAAUUUUCAUAACAUGGCGUGGUUGUCUGUUGUCGCUGCGUUAAUGUCAUUUUGUUACUCUUUUAUUGGACUGGGCCUUGGAUUUUCUAAAGUGAUUGAUAAUAGGGGUAUCAAGGGAAGCAUUGUGGGAGUACCGACAAAGAGUGCUGCUCAGAAGAUAUGGUUAGUUUUCCAGGCACUUGGAGACAUUGCUUUUGCCUAUCCUUAUUCAAUUAUUCUCCUCGAGAUACAGGAUACACUAAAAUCUCCUCCACCAGAAAAUCAGACCAUGAAGAAGGCAUCAAUAAUCGCGAUAGUUAUCACCACGUUCUUCUAUCUAUGCUGUAGUUGCUUCGGAUAUGCAGCCUUCGGGAACGACACACCAGGGAACCUCUUGACAGGUUUCUAUGAGCCGUUUUGGCUUGUUGACUUUGCCAAUGCCUGCAUAGUCCUUCAUCUGGUUGGAGGGUAUCAGGUAUACAGCCAGCCAGUGUUUGCAUUUGUAGAAAAAUGGACAACUCAGAAGUACCCGGAAAACAGAUUCGUGAAUCAAUUCUACGCGAUCAAACUCCCAGUGUUACCAGCUCUUCAGUUGAACCUUUUUCGGUUAUGUUUUCGGACUUUAUAUGUUAUAUCUACAACAGCAAUAGCAAUGGCAUUUCCAUAUUUCAAUCAGGUAUUAGGAAUCUUGGGAGCAUUGAACUUUUGGCCUAUGACCAUAUAUUUCCCAGUGGAAAUGUACAUUGUGCAAAGGAAAAUUGGAGCUUGGACAAAAAAAUGGCUACUUCUUGAAGGUUUCAGUAUGAUCUGCUUGAUUGUAUCUGUACUGGGCUUGAUUGGAUCAAUUGAGGGGAUAGUUAGUGCUAAAUUAGCUUAAAUGUAAAGAUCUCUUCUUUGAUUCUCAAUAAUCUUGCUAGUAAAUAGUGGUAAGAUUUUUAAGCCAAAGACUAUAUUUUCAUUGCUUGUAUACAUGCUACAGACUUUUUGCAUUGCAACAAAUUAGCUUAUUUCAUGUCA
Lycium barbarum (goji berry) is the source of this 2752-nucleotide messenger RNA. Its product is annotated as probable amino acid permease 7. Bases 1245 to 2612 code for a protein of 455 amino acids. Lineage: Eukaryota; Viridiplantae; Streptophyta; Magnoliopsida; Solanales; Solanaceae. The record is from RefSeq and is a predicted model, not a curated record. The transcript has 7 exons. Gene Ontology annotation, cellular component: plasma membrane.